UCUUUCAUUAUUAUUUCCCUCUAUCACUUCUCAUCCCCGUUCCCUCUCGCUGCUGUUGCUCCCGCAGCAGCUGCCUCUCCCUGGCGGCCGGAGGGCUUGGAAGCGCCGCGGAGCUUGUGCACCGGCAGAGCCGGCGCUGGAGGAGAGGAGACCCCUUCCCUGCAUCCCUGUGGCUGCCGGAGCCCGGAGCGCAUCCUGCCUCACUCUUCCCAUCGCUUCCCAUCGCCUCCACGGCCGCCUGGAACCUGCUCCAGCCUAAGAAAUAGGUUUGCAAGACCCCUCUUAAGAUGUCUUACAGAAAGGGGCUGGAAAAAUACCGAGACCUGGAUGAAGACAAGAUCCUUGGAGCCCUGACAGAGGAGGAGCUCAGAAAGCUGGAAAAUGAACUGGAAGAGCUGGAUCCUGAUAACGCGCUGCUCCCCGCGGGGCUCCGCCAGCGGGACCAGACCCAAAAGCCGCCGACCGGCCCCUUCCGAAGGGAGGAGCUCAUGGCCCACCUGGAGCAGCAGGCCAAGGACGUGAAGGACAGAGAGGACCUGGUGCCGUUCACGGGAGAGAAGAGAGGAAAAGCUUGGAUCCCCAAGCAGACGCCAAUGGAUCCUGUUUUGGAAAGCGUGACCCUGGAGCCAGAACUGGAGGAAGCCCUUGCUAAUGCAUCUGAUGCAGAGCUCUGUGACAUUGCUGCCAUCCUGGGCAUGCACACCUUGAUGAGCAACCAGCAGUACUACGGCGCCCUGGGGAGCAGCACCAUCGUGAACAAAGAAGGGCUCAACAGUGUCAUUAAGCCCACGCAGUACAAGCCAGUUCCCGAUGAGGAGCCGAACUCGACCGACGUGGAGGAGACUCUCAAACGGAUACAGAGCAACGACCCCGACCUUGAGGAAGUCAACCUGAAUAAUAUCGGGAAUAUUCCCAUCCCAACUCUAAAAGCCUGUGCUGAAGCACUGAAGAGUAACACCUAUGUGAAGAAGUUCAGUAUAGUUGGAACAAGGAGCAAUGAUCCGGUCGCUUUGGCUCUGGCAGAGAUGCUCAAGGAGAAUAACACGUUGAAGAGCCUGAACAUUGAGUCGAACUUCAUUUCUGGGUCGGGGAUCCUGGCUGUUGUUGAGGCCCUGCAGUUUAACACGUCUCUCAUCGAGCUCCGAAUCGACAACCAGAGCCAGCCGCUGGGCAACAAGGUCGAAAUGGAGAUCGCCAACAUGCUGGAGAGGAACACGUCCCUGCUCAAGUUCGGCUACCACUUCACGCAGCAGGGCCCGCGGCUGCGCGCCUCCAACGCCAUGAUGAGCAACAACGACCUGGUGAGGAAGAGGCGGCUGGCGGAGCUGAACGGGCCCAUUUUCCCCAAGUGCCGGACGGGGGUGUAGGCGCCGGCCGCGCCGCUCGUCCCCGGGGAUCUGCACCACGGAGCCCCAGGCUGCAAGUGCCUUGGCCGCUGUGGUCACUCGCACCCUGUUCUGCACUCACGGUUGAAAUCAUUAACUAGCGGCUGUAGUUGGGGGGUUUACCCAGUAGGACUGUUGGCGUUUGCUCUAGAGCUGGAAACUAUUGGAGGCAGUAGCAAUGCAACACAGUUUAAAGCAGGCUUGGCUGAGGGUACAUCCCGCUCUAAUGGUGACUUUUAAUUAAGCUAGGACCUAGUUUUGCUAUAAUUUUUCCUGCACGGCCUUUUGAAUAUUUAGGAUGUGGCAUGCAUGAGAGAAAAAUACCAUCGUUCCACACAAAUUACAGGAGUACUAAAAAACAAUACUUUAUUUUUAAUUGAUCUCCAGUAACUACAGAAAGCAAAAAGUUUAAGAGGCGCUUCUCGUAUCCCGAAACUCGGUUACUGUAAGGAACCUUUACCAUCCUUUGCCAAGCCAGUUAACUGGAGAUGCCGUUCCAAAUGCAUCCCUGUUUCUUAAAAGACUGAUUUCCCUCCCUCAUCCUGGAUUGAAAGACUGUAAUGCCACGGAUUACAAAGCACUGGAUUCCCAACACGUGAGCACUGCAGAAAGGGCCGUUUAAUACCCUCGUGUCCUAGGUCUCCGUUGGAGAGGGACAAUGUCACCCUCAGACCAGGGUCCUGCGCUCCC
Nothoprocta perdicaria is the source of this 2075-nucleotide messenger RNA. It is a transcript of the gene TMOD1, whose product is annotated as tropomodulin 1. Gene Ontology annotation, cellular component: myofibril; striated muscle thin filament. The record is from RefSeq and is a predicted model, not a curated record. The transcript has 10 exons. Gene Ontology annotation, biological process: muscle contraction; myofibril assembly; pointed-end actin filament capping. Gene Ontology annotation, molecular function: tropomyosin binding. NCBI's taxonomy places the organism in Eukaryota, Metazoa, Chordata, Aves, Tinamiformes, Tinamidae. Bases 288 to 1367 code for a protein of 359 amino acids.